Limulus polyphemus (Atlantic horseshoe crab) is the source of this 2037-nucleotide messenger RNA. RefSeq names its product calcium-activated chloride channel regulator 1-like. Lineage: Eukaryota; Metazoa; Arthropoda; Merostomata; Xiphosura; Limulidae. The transcript has 11 exons. The annotation marks the transcript as partial. The record is from RefSeq and is a predicted model, not a curated record.
UCAGAUUUUUUACAGAAUGUGAUAAAGAAGGCUUCAGAACUUCUGUUUAAUGCAACUGAACGACGAGCAUACUUUGGGGAAGUAAAUUUUCUUCUUCCGUCCACGUGGGAAGAUGAAGAUGUAUUACCCACCAAAAUCAAUGUCCUCAACGCGACGUGGGAAGUGUAUAGUACUAGCAACGUUCGAGUGUCAUCUUCAAACGGUGGAUCUAGAAACUCCAUGUACACUCAACACAGCAGAGGAUGCGGCGAGUUUGGAGAACGAAUCCAUAUUCCAAUGGGCAUCAUGUCUAUCUUCGACGAAAACUUCUUAGCACGAAUGUUCUUGCAUCAUUGGGCUCAUCUCAGAUAUGGAGUUUUUGACGAAUUUUCCUCUGUAAAUAGCGAAGCAUCACCAAACUGCUAUUUUGAUGGUCAUAAGUGGCGAUUUACGGGAUGUUUCAGUCCAACGAUCGAGGAACAACUGCAUACGAAAUUCAAUUGGAAACCUGAGGAAUGCUCUAGUCUUUCUUUAAGUGAUUUUGAUCACCUCCCCGGUUUACAGUCUUCGAUAAUGUUCACCUCGCACCUUCCACAGAUUACUAGAUUUUGCAGUAGGGACGAGACUUUUCUCCACAACAGAAAAGCACCUACGAAACACAACAUCCUAUGUAAAGGACGUAGCACCUGGGAAGUAAUCUCGUCAUCGAAGGACUUUAAAGGUUGCAGGAACCUUCCAUUAAACGGAGAACCACCGGAAGUAACAUUCACAUAUGUCCGGCCGACAGUUCAUCAGUACGUGAUCAUUCUACAGAUGAUGGAAGAGCGCAGAUGGCUCAACCUACAUCGUGUUAUCUGUCACAUUCUUGAGGUCUUCCCUGAAGGAAUGGAACUAGGAAUUCUUUGUGUAAAUCAUUCAAACGUCGAAGAAGUUAGUCCUAUCGUACCACUAAACGAAACUUCUCGGGAAGACAUCAUGCUCAAGUUAAAAGGGGCUAAUAAUAUCACUACACAUCCUGGAAAUGUUUGUGUUUCUUGUGCUGUCGAAAGAGCUUUAAAGAUGGUGAAGACGACUCAACCUGCGACAAUAGUGCUAGUGGCCGAAGAAUCUGCAUGGAACGACAACCUGUUACGAACAGUUGAAACUGUUCGACUUGUUUCAAUUCUCUACAUGAACAAGGAGAAAGACUGGACCUCAGCGUCAAUCAAAUCUGGCGAUCUGCUGUAUUUUGUAGAUGACCAUAAUAUACAGAGUGUUCAGGACAUUGCUUUGGCCAUCACCAGUGGCCAUGAAAGUCUCGAAGAUGGUCGUGAGGAGCUCGUGACUAUUCAUUACUCCGUGAAUGUCAGAAAAUAUAAAAUAGACGAACAGUUUUACACCGAGGAAGACCUGGAUGGAAAAUUUGUGUUUCAAGCACAUUGCGAGUCGAAAUCGAAAUCAGAAAUCAAGUUUAAACUAGACGGAAAGGAUUGUACUGGGAAAAAAGUAGAGAACGUGGAAUGCUGGCGAGAUAACGUACAUCUCAAUGUUUUUAAGUCAGUGCAGUCUGUAGUGGCAAAAACCUGGACCUACACAGCCAAACCCGCCAUUGACAAUACCCUAUUGACAUGCGUCGCCAUGGUAUUGGUUCGAACAACCAAUAAUUCUGAGAAACAUGUGAUCAGACUGAGAGGUUGGACAAAUCAACGGCAGGUCAACCCGAUCCAAACGCCUUUGAUAAUCUAUGCUGAACUGAAGAAAGGGGAGAACCCAAUAUUAGAUGCUAAAGUAACGGCUUUCGUGCGCUUACUUGGUGAAGAAGACUCUGUAGUGUCAGUGCCUCUUUUAGACAGCGGUAACGGAGAUCCAGACAUAAGUCGCGGAGAUGGCGUCUACUCGAGAUACUAUACACAGUUUUCUGGCAGUGGUUGGUACCGACUACACAUCACAGCUACUACACAUGAAAAAAGAGCUACUGUGGUACUGGGUGGACGAAUUGGAGGAAUUGCCUCAACUCCGAUCGUCUAUGGUGAGCUCUGCUAUAUAUGUGUUAACUUACGUUAAGCUAGUCGAAUAAAG